Messenger RNA from Grosmannia clavigera kw1407, 2400 nucleotides. Its product is annotated as beta-glucosidase-like glycosyl hydrolase. The record is from RefSeq and is a predicted model, not a curated record. Gene Ontology annotation, biological process: carbohydrate metabolic process. Gene Ontology annotation, molecular function: hydrolase activity, hydrolyzing O-glycosyl compounds. Bases 1 to 2400 code for a protein of 799 amino acids. NCBI's taxonomy places the organism in Eukaryota, Fungi, Ascomycota, Sordariomycetes, Ophiostomatales, Ophiostomataceae. The transcript has a single exon.
AUGUCUACACCAAGCACAACAUACGUGGACCACCAGGCGCUGGCGGACAAGGCGCUGGCAGCGCGGGAGCUGGUGGGCACGAUGACGGCAGAAGAAAAGACGGCGCUGCUGACGGGCAACGGAAUGUGGAAGACGGCACGGCUGGCGCGAUUGGGCGUCGAGCCGGCGGUGAUGACAGACGGCACAUACGGCGUGCGAUAUUCGGUGCCGCAGAUCGACGGCGACGAGCAGGCCGGCACAGACCUGGAUGCCUUUUUGUCGGUGGUGCAGCAGCGAGCAAGCGAGAUCGACAAGGCCUGGGGCCAGCUGCGACCGGCGACCUGCUUUCCCAACGGCUCGGCCAUGGGCUGCAGCUGGGACAUCGACCUGAUGGCGCAUCUAGGCGUGCUGCUGGGCCGCGAGUGCCGCACCAUGGGCAUCCACACGCUGCUAGGACCGGGCAUCAACAUCCGACGCACGCCGCUGGCCGGCCGCUCGUACGAGUACUACUCGGAAGACCCGCUGCUGACCGGAAAGCUGGCGGCUGCUGUCAUCACCGGCAUCCAGGACCAGGGCGUCGGCACGUCGCUCAAGCACUUUGCCGGCAACAACUCGGAGAUGCAACGGACCAGCAUGGACAGCGUCGUGGAUGCGCGGGCGCUGCGCGAGAUUUAUCUGCGCGGCUUCCAGAUGGCCAUCCGCGACUCCGAUCCCUGGACCGUCAUGUCGUCCUACAACCGCCUCAACGGCGUGCAGGCGGCCGAGGACCCCUGGCUGCUGACCCAGGUCUUGCGCCGCGACUGGGCCUACGACGGCCUCGUCAUGUCCGACUGGAACGGCAUCAAGGAUCGCGCCGCUUCGCUGACUGCCGGCAACGAGCUCGACAUGCCCGAGAGCCCCCGUCGCAAGGCUGAUUUGCUGGCAGCCAUCCGGUCGGGCGAGCUGUCGGCAGACGUCGUCGAUGCCGCCUGUGUGCGCGUGCUCGACUUUAUCGCCCGCUGCCAUGCCGGCUGCACCGUCCCGGUCGCUCCCACCGAUCUGGCUGCCCAUCACGUCGAGGCCCGUCGCAUGGCUGCUGCCUCCAUGGUGCUGCUCAAAAACGAUGGCGCCGUGUUGCCGGUGGCUCCGACUGUGCGUCGUGUGCUUGUCGUCGGCCGUGACGCCGAGACCCCCGUCAUCCAGGGCUCUGGCUGUGCCACCACGAUGCCGACCCAGGUCGAUGAGCCGCUGGCUGAGCUGCGGGCUCUGUUGGGCCCCGAUGUCGCGAUCGAGCUCGACAGCCGCAACACUGCCGACGACUCCCUCUUUGCAAGAGCUGCUGCCGCCCAUCUCGUCGUCGUCUUCGCCUCGACCGAGGGCGCCUACGAUGGCGAGGGCUCCGACCGCUCUACGCUCGCCCUCGGACCCGGUCAGGAUGCCCUCAUCACUGCUCUCGCCGACCAUUGCACCACCCCGAUGGCUGUCGUGGUCGCCUGUCCCGAUGCCGUCGCUAUGCCCUGGGCUGACCGCGUCGGCGCCGUGCUCGUCACCUUUUACAGUGGCCAGGCCAUGGGCGGUGCCGUUGCUGAUGUUCUGACCGGCCGCGUCAACCCGUCCGGAAAGCUGUCGGUCACCUUCCCCCACCGCCUCGGCGACGUCCCCGGCUUCCUCUCCUAUCCCGGCGAGCAGGGCCGUCACCUCUACUCCGAGGGCAUCCAUGUCGGCUAUCGCGGCUACGAUUUUCGUCACUGUACUCCCCUCUUCCCCUUUGGCCAUGGCCGCAGCUACACCACCUUCCGCUACGCCGACCUGCAGCUGUCGGCUUCGUCCAUCGGUCGGUCUGGUCACGUGACCGCCUCGUUUUCCCUGCACAACACCGGAACCGUCGCCGGCGCCGAGGUCGCCCAGGUCUACCUCCGGGCCAAGGGCCACCUCCUUCGCCGCUCGCCGCUCGAGCUCAAGGGCUUCGCCAAGGUCGUCCUCGCCCCCGGAGAGACCCGUCGUGUCGACGUCGCCAUCGAUGGCCGCGACCUCACCGUCUGGGACCCUGUCCGCAACGACUGGGUUCUGGAGGCUGAGGAUGCUGAGCUCGUCGUCGCUGCGUCAUCGCGCGACCUCCGUCUUGCUGCUCCUCUCACCCUCCGCCCCUCUGUUCUCUCCUGGGCCCGCGUCUCCUUCGACAGCCAGCCGGCCUACGUGAUCGGAAACCCUGUCGCCCGUCCCAUCCUCCGUCGUGAGCUCGCCCGUGAAGCCAACAUCUCCCCCCACGACGCCGACGUUGUCCUCGACCACUGUGCCAACUCGUUUAUCGGCAUCUUUCCCACCCUCGAGCGCCGCCUCCGCAUCACCGUGCCCAACACCCGCGCCCUCGAGAUCCUGACUAUGAUCAACACCGCCAUGGACGAGGCCGAGCUGAAGCUGCAGGAGGGAGCUUCAGAAUAG